CAGGAAGAGAUGUCAGGAGAAAGUGUGGUGAGCUCGGCUGUGCCGGCAGCUACAACACGGACCACCUCCUUCAAGGGGUCCAGUCCCAGUUCCAAAUAUGUGAAGCUGAAUGUCGGGGGAGCGCUGUACUACACCACUAUGCAGACCCUGACCAAGCAGGACACCAUGCUGAAGGCCAUGUUUAGUGGCCGUAUGGAGGUCCUUACAGAUAGUGAAGGCUGGAUUCUGAUUGACAGGUGCGGGAAGCACUUUGGGACCAUUCUGAACUACCUGAGAGACGGAGUCGUCCCAUUACCUGAGAGCCGGAGGGAGACAGAGGAGUUACUGGCAGAGGCAAAGUAUUACCUGGUGCAGGGCCUGGUGGAUGAGUGUCAGGCGGCAUUACAGAACAAAGAUGCAUACGAACCAUUCUGUAAAGUUCCACUGGUGACAUCAUCUAAGGAGGAACAGAGGCUCAUUGCCACUGCUAAUAAGCCUACAGUCAAACUGCUGUACAACAGGAGCAACAAUAAAUAUUCAUAUACAAGCAACUCUGAUGACAAUAUGUUAAAGAACAUUGAGCUGUUUGACAAGCUGUCUCUGAGGUUCAAUGGCCGAGUGCUCUUUAUCAAGGAUGUGAUUGGUGAUGAGAUUUGUUGCUGGUCCUUUUACGGCCAGGGCAGGAAGAUUGCAGAGGUGUGCUGCACAUCAAUAGUCUACGCUACUGAGAAGAAGCAGACAAAGGUUGAGUUCCCAGAGGCUCGCAUCUAUGAAGAGACCCUCAACAUCUUGCUCUAUGAGUCUCAAGAUGGCCGCGGACCUGACAAUGCACUGCUGGAGGCCACAGGUGGCGCUGCAGGUCGUUCCCACCACAUCGAUGAGGAUGAAGAGAGGGAGCGCAUUGAAAGAGUGCGGAGGAUCCAUAUCAAGCGCCCUGAUGACCGCACUCACCACCACCAGUGACUCUACAGUUUCUCCUCUUUU
Messenger RNA from Sinocyclocheilus anshuiensis, 963 nucleotides. RefSeq names its product BTB/POZ domain-containing adapter for CUL3-mediated RhoA degradation protein 3-like. Gene Ontology annotation, biological process: protein ubiquitination; proteasome-mediated ubiquitin-dependent protein catabolic process; protein homooligomerization. Gene Ontology annotation, cellular component: Cul3-RING ubiquitin ligase complex. Bases 10 to 942 code for a protein of 310 amino acids. Gene Ontology annotation, molecular function: protein binding; ubiquitin-protein transferase activity. The transcript has 6 exons. The record is from RefSeq and is a predicted model, not a curated record. NCBI's taxonomy places the organism in Eukaryota, Metazoa, Chordata, Actinopteri, Cypriniformes, Cyprinidae.